This is a messenger RNA of Physcomitrium patens, 6534 nucleotides long. The record is from RefSeq and is a predicted model, not a curated record. Lineage: Eukaryota; Viridiplantae; Streptophyta; Bryopsida; Funariales; Funariaceae.
AAGUUAAGGGUGGGACAAAUGGCGAAGCCACAACUCUGGUUCCUGUCGUGUGAAGUGGCGCGGUGGGUGUGCUCCUGUGCGAGGAUUGCUUGACGGCGCUGCUGCAAGGAUCGCCUGGCACACACCCUGCGCUGGUGUCGUUCCGCAUUUGGGUGCGAAAUUGGAGGCUGCGUGAUGAUGGUGGUUAGUGAAUUGUCUCAAACAAUUUUGUGUAGAAGUGCUGUGAUGGACUCGUCAUGGUUUCCGUGGGUGAGGAGUUCGAGCGACGCGUUGGCAUUCCUGCUUCAGUUCUCAACGUCAUCGUUGUGUAUUUUCUGAUUGCGAGCUGUGGGGUUUUAGGGGUUCCGUUUGCGGUCCAACUUGGAUCCGGACGGAGUGCUAGAUGUGGCCGGGAAUGGGCGUUAGGUUAGACUGUGAUGUUCACUCAGGGCUGCGAGGCAUUGUGUUUUUCCUUUGGCGAUGGAGGUCGAGAGUAGAAAGGGUACUUUUUGGUCAGCACCGGGGGAGUUAGUGUCCCAGUUCUUGGUGCAGGCAUUAGGAGCCUGAAACAUGUUGACAAGCGACCGGAGGAGAAGCUCGGCUCGACGGGGUUUGCAAGUGCUAGGAAAAAUAUCUGCAGUACCCAAGCCUAUCAACCUACCAAGUCAACGGUUGGAGAAUCGUGGACUCGACCCCAAUGUGGAGAUAUUACCGAGAGGGAGCGUGAGCUGGGCAUCCGCGGGACCCUCACCACCAGCGAGUAGCAAUGCAUGGGGUACUCCAGCACAGGCGUCUUCUCCGCCGAGUUGCAGUGGAGCAUGGGGACCGAAAGUGGGUGCGGUAUCUAUGGGGAGCAGUGUUAUCGGUGGAGGGGCAACUUUGGGGACCCCAGGAAUUGUCCCACGCCCAAGAUCAGGAGGCAGUGGCUGUCGUCCGAUGUCGGCGGAAAGCGUUGCACAGGUGCAGCAAUCGUCCGAUUCGCUUCCGGGAAACACGGAAACGAGCAGUGUGUGGAUUGCAAGGCCGUCCUCGGCUUCUGGAGUCUUAGGUCAACUCCAACCGCUUGUAGCUCAAGCCCAAGCCCAAGCACGUCCUAGGAGUGCUGAUAUCACACGACCUACUCGCAACCUGUCUGAGAUUGGGCAUCAGCCAGCGGCUUCUUCUCUAGCAGGCAACGCGGCAUGGGCGGGUCGCCGCAGACUGGGAGAGGAGCCUCAUCAGGCCUCGCGGUUUCAGGUGACGAGGACAGACUUUCCGACUUUGGGUUCUGAGAAAAACCCAGAAUUGCGUCCACAGCAGAGCACCUCUGGUGCUGAGCGCGGGGCUCCAGCGGAGUCUAAUGGGCCACAUACGGAGAGAGGAGGCCACCUACAGCACCAGUUCCUCGCGGUAAGAUUGCUGGACUCAGUGAUGCGGUAUUUGCAAUGGCUCUCAUGUGAGGUGCAUUGGCGUUUACUGAAUUGGUCAGAGGUGAAACGUUGGAAUACAUUGCUGGUGUGGCUCAGUUGUGUGGCAGAAGAGAUACUACUACCAAGGCCUCGCAGCGCUGGAUACAAUCUUCCAGAGCGGAGUGGUGCGGACAACUGGAGGAGAGAAGGUCCGGCAUUACGAGGGCCUCCUCCGCAUGCGGAAGGAAAUUGGCACAGGGACGGACCUUAUGUGAGGCCAUCUUACGGUGGACAAGGUUCUUAUCCGGAGAGUUGGCGACGGGAGAGGGGUUCGUCGAGUGGGGCAGCAGACGAUAACUGGCGGCGAGGAGGAGCUCCACCCUUGGGUCAGUAUGGACCUCCCCCGGAGCAUGGUCAUUAUCCCCAUGAGAGCCCAGGGUUUAUGCAUGGACCUCGAUUUGGACCUAGGCCGGCAGGUUUCGGUCGUGGAGCACCAGGUCCAGGCGGAUAUUGCCACCACGGCGACGUGUAUGGUAAUGUGGGGCCGUUAUUGCGAUCAGCAGGUCUAAUGCACCCGACGAAGCCGAGCAUGUUCCAAGGGCCGGUUCCUUACGAUGGUUUCUAUGGACCUGCAGGGCCAGGGUACCAAAACAUGGAAGAUCCAGAGAGGACGAUGAUGGGAAUGGGCGGCAGACCAGGGCCAUACGGCGGAUACGGACCGCACAGAGGGCCUCCUCCGGAAGCGUUCGGGCGAUUCGGACACGGGGGCAUGAACCAAGGCCUUCGACACCACCGGGAGGGGAACUUGCGAGAGCCUGGCGAUGUGAUGGAAAUGGAGGUCACGAAGGAAGAGGAUAAGGGGGUGGCAGUCACAUUAAAGAGCGAUCCUGUAGCUGCAGCCCCGAAGGCGAGAUUGGAAGUUUCGAGUGCGCCGAGAGCGAAUGCUGAGGGCCGGGAGAUCGCAGAAGACAAGGAGGAGGGAGGGAGGAAGACGGUGAACGUGAUGGUUGUGGACAAGGAAGUGGUGGCUAAGAUGGUGAUGAAAGACAGAUGGGAGAGAGGGAGCCGUCGAGAUGCGAUCCAGAGUGAAAUAAGGGAGGUGAGCCAUGCUGGUGGCAAUGUUGAGUCGAGUACGUUGCGAUUCGGCCCCUAUGGUGGUGGAGGUGGGGGGAAGUCCAGCAUUCUUAGAAAUGCCCCACGGAAUGCAGUGGCAGAUGGAACAGGCGGUCCAGCGGGUGCGCAUCAUUGGAGGCAGGCGAAAUCAGGUGGUGUGGGCGGUGGUUUGGAGAAGUCGGAGGCGGAAGUUCCGAAAGAUGGCGAGAAAGGGCGCAUUUUGAGACGCCCAGAGAGCCCGAAAGUGCAGGCGGGGCGUGUUGAGGGCGGGGUUUCAGACGUGAAUGUGGUCCAGACGAGUACAAAUCACGAAGGUAGCGGAAAAGAGGGGAUGAAAUCGAAAGGUAACAUUUCUUCGCAUGAUGGAGAAAAGGAAUGGAGGCCAAAGGUCCAGAUCCCUGAGAUGAGUCCAAGGCAUCCUGCGGAUGUUGCAUCACAGGAUUCGACAGCGGGAAUUGCAGGUUGGGCAUCAGCAGUGGAGGGCACGGAGAGCAAAGGCGCGCAGUGCAUGAGGGGGCCAAAGGGUGCUUCAGGCAAUAGUGUGGAUGCGCAGCGGGCAUCGAUGGAAGAGAAAGCGACUCUAAAGGCAAGCAGGUUGGCGAAUGAGGAGGAAGAAAGAAUGAGGGAGCAGAAGGCGAAGGCUAGGGCAAAGCUUGAGGAGCUGGAUAGGAGAUUCACCGCGGUACGGGCAGCAGCAGCCGAGGAGGUGAUGGUGACGGAGGUGUUGAAGCCCAGUGUUGAAGGAAGUCGGAAAGAAAGUCGGGAAGCGACGCAAGAGGUUCCAACAGUGGAGUCGAAAGCAGUGGUGCAAAGCGGCAGGAGCAGCGGCAGCGGCAGCAUGAAGCGUGGCGGGCGCAACGACCAUGCGAAGUGCGAGCGUGACAGGAAGGCGAAUGGGUGGAAAGCAGUCGUCGGAGAAGGUGACAGGGGUCAGGCAAACGGCGGCGCUAGCAUGAUUCUGUCAGCGAGCGUGAGUGGUGAUCUUAUAUUGAGUAUCCCUGUGGGUGUGGGCGAAGCACGUGGUGAACAGGCGAACCGGCGGCGCGAGUCUCGUCACAGGGGUAGGUGGGAGAGGAAACAGGUGGUGGGUGGAACAGAGGAUGGGGAGCGAUCAGUGGCAGCGGCCGUUGCGUCUGCCGACAAUCCUCCGACUGGAGGUAGCAGGGGCUGGAAUAUGGACAAUUUGGCACCGAAAGAGGUGGAUUCAGGAAACACAGGUCAUGUGGGAACGAGCAACAGCGAUGGGCCAGGCAGCCUACGGAAGAGCAAGAGCAAGAGCAAGAACAGUCGCAACAGCAGGAACAAACAACGUCCGGAAGCUCCGGCUGUAAUAAUUCCGGAGAGCAUUCAGUUUGGUGACAUAGUAUCUGGACUGCACAGCACGGAUUUCCGCAUCUUAGGGAGUGAGGUGCCAGGGGAUCCCGGCGCAAAUGGAUGGCACAUGGAUACGGGUAAAGACGUGAGCAUGUCAGGCGAUGCUUUGACAGGGGAUGAAGGAUCAGCUGUAUCGACUAAUGGAGAUGUUCCCGGUAAGAGGAUGCAACGCAAGAGUCGCGGUGGUUGGUGUCAGAGUCGAAGAGAUCGGGGAUCCCAAGAGCAGCGAGCGGCUGAGAAGUCCCAUGGGGUCGAUUCGAUGGUGUGGGCUCCAGUUCGAUCUCCUGGAGCCGGGGGAGGGACGAGAGGGGAAGGGCCGCAUAUGUGCGAUCAGCAGGAGGAGAGCGUGUCGGCACCGCAGCAAGGACGCGGGAAGAGGGCGGAGAUGGAGCGGUAUACUCCGAAACAUUUGAUGAAAUGUCAAGUGAGUUCAGAGCAAAAGUCGUUCCCACCACAUGCGCAAACGCAAGGAGUACACCACCAGGUCCCUCAGGAUGGCGUCGCGGUAAGUACGGUGGAGGCGGAGUGCCCGCGUGUUGUAGGCCUUCCAGACGGCAAGCAGUCGUGGAUUGGGGAUGAGAAAGGCAGUCAUGAUGUCAAGGCAGUGGACUCUGGCAGCAAAGGCGGAAGGUCCCAUGGAUCGUGGCGGCAAAGAAGCUCUUGGAGUGAGAGCGCGAAGGAUUUUCCUGCUGCGAAUGCUGGUGGAUCCGGCCUGGGAAAUGCAAAGCAUCAUCGUCAGCGGGCUGAUCAGAGGUGUAGUAAAGGGGUAGGUCUAUCUUGUCGCAACCAUUCGGGAUCUGAGCAGUUGACUGCUACAACACAAGCGACGGCAGUUGGUGCUCCAGCUGCAGGUGCACCUCCUGCCGCAAAUCCAGGUCCCGCCCCCACCCUUGGUCCGGCGCAAGUGUCCGAGAGGGAGUAUCCCGCGGACAAGAAGCUAUAUCAGCCACCGCGGCCUGCGGCCGGUGCGAGUCGGCAUAGUCAAGAUUAUCGGGGGCAGGAUGUUUGUGGACAAGAGCCUCGUGAACAGAAUUACCUCAGGCAAGGUCCGUACGGAUCCGAUCACAAGGAGCAGGAGCAGGGCACAGGAGGACAUUCCCGGCAUUCCAACACAGCAUCGGACAAAGCGGUUGCACGCGAGAGUUCAGGGUCGCAGAACGGCGGCGAGCAUCCCAGGAGCCAGAGUGCUGAGAAGGAGCGGACCUCCUGCCAACAAGCGUACGUGACCCCGCAUGCACAGCAGAAGACACAUUCUGCAGCAGCUGCAGUGGAGUCGAGUCUGUUGGCGUCGACCGAGAGAGAAGGCCAACAGCCGCAAGGUUGGAGUGGUCCGAGCCAGCAUUCAGGCUCGGGCGGUGAGCAGGGAUUCUCUAACCGAGGGCGGUUGGAAAGAGAUCAAGCGACGAGGACGUCCUCCGGUCUGCAGAGGGGGCAGGGUCUCUGGCAACAGAGCGGCGGCAACGAGGGGUUUCGAUCAGGUUCGUUGCGUCCACAUCUUUCAGAGAGAGGUGUAGGAGGGACCCGCGAUUCGAGCAGAGCGGAUGUGCCUAAGCAGCAAGCAGGGAAGAGCCAAUGUGGGCAUGGGUCAGAACAGGCGAGGCAGCAGCAGAACAAAGGUGGUCAGCAGACUGCUCCGGUGGCGAUUCCAAGCGUGAAAGCAGAGGGUGGGAACUGGGGGGGAGAAGGUGGCAGUCCACCAGUGGUACGUGGACGGGAUUGUAAUCAUGGUCGGAGGGGACGAUUCUGCGGCCGUUCAGGUCCUCGGAGCAUGGAGGCGGAGCAUCGACGAGAUCCACCUGCGGCAAAACAACGGCUGGUAAUUGUUGCAACAGGUGGGGCUAUGCCCAGUGAAGUUGGAAUUUAGCAAGGAGGUUUGACUAGGAGAUAGCCCAGCUGUCGUGGUGGUGCGGGGUAGAACGGAUGCUCAAGUGCUGCACGCUGCUCGUUCAAAUUGGGGACGCUGCUGCUACGGUUAUGAUGGGCAUAGAUUUUGUGCAUGCGCUUAUGACGGGAGGUAUGCGAGAAAUUGGUUUGAGAUGGUGAAGUAGCGUAAUAUAACGCGAAUUGCGUGGGGUUUCAGCUUAAUAGUCACAUCUGGAUAGAGGAAGCUCUUUGACGGUGGUGUUAAGACGGGGUUUUGGGCUGUUAGUGAACAACUGAUUCCCAAGUAUAAGCUUUCUGUACAAACUAGUCCUUGCAAGGCCCUUGAUUUGGCAACCUUAGAGUGAGUGCAGUGGUUGUCAAGGAGGGACUGUGAAGUGUACCUUGGUUUAAAUGGUGCAUGGAGGUCUGAAAAAUACUGGAUUAAGUUUGGCGGUUUUUGAUACAUUGAGCCCUGAAAGGGGUAUAAUUUUGUUUUUUUCGCUCAUAACAAGAAGAGCGGGAUGUGUUGUUUGCUGGUGUCCCUCUUAUGACAUUUACACGUUGAAAAGUCUGGACUAUCCAUUUGGGGACAUUUCAUUCGCAGGCUCAAUUAAUGAGGGGAUGACUUGGGCCCAGUCCUCGGGCAGGAUUGAUAUGUCUUAGAUGCAAAUUCAGUGCAUGCUUGCAUUGAUCAUAGAAAGUAGAAUGAUCUAACAAAGAUGUAUGGAACAUUUUAUCAGAGCACUACCUCAUUACUGAAAUGCACUGAACUGGAGGCAGGAUCUGCAUGAGAGGGAUGCCAAACAGGAUUGUGGGA